Acromyrmex echinatior (Panamanian leafcutter ant) is the source of this 1464-nucleotide messenger RNA. RefSeq names its product transmembrane protein 205. Lineage: Eukaryota; Metazoa; Arthropoda; Insecta; Hymenoptera; Formicidae. The record is from RefSeq and is a predicted model, not a curated record.
AUUUUUCUCCUUUGCUUUAAUUCUCCCUCUGCCGCGCACCACGUCGCACGAUUCGCGACACACGACUACACGAGUCAACGUGAUUGGCCACCCUCACCGGAGGAUAGUCGUCUAUCAUCGACGAAGCUGACACAUUCAGUUCAUAGAAAUCUUCGGACGCACGAGGAUAUAAAGAGAACUGUCCUGGUCCCAUUCGAAGAUCAGCCGUCUUCCAUCGUGGACCAGAAGUGAUCAGAAGCAGUCGAGAGUCGAGAGAUAGUCGAGAGCUUGAUUAUCGUCCAAUUGUAUCCAGAUAAAUCAACAACGAAACACUAAUAUGUGCGUACGUACGUUGAUUGGUAACGAGACGUGCGAGCCGAUUGCGAUCACCGAUUCGAAGCAAUGCAGCAAGUCCCGUGUCAAGGAGAAGUACAUCAAGCUCUAUGAGGAGAUGAUAGAGAAGGAGAAGCUCCAGCGUCAACGAGAGCAAGCGGAGAACGCGCUCUUCCUACCCGACCUGGCCGAUGAUGUCCUGGUCGCCAGCACUAAUCACUACAGUCAGAUACUGAAGAAGCUGUCUACGUAUUACGAGGUCAUGUGCCGCUCCAAAGUGUUUAAGAUCCUCUUUUACACAACACAGCCCGCACAUGUAAUCAUGAUCGCCGCAGUCUUAUUCGUUACAUCGGUUCUUUUCCCAAUCAAAGAACGAGUACAAAAUUCUAAUCAUUCUUACUCAAGAAUGAUGUCCUUUAUUUAUCUCACAUCCUUCGUUAUACACUUUGGUGCUCAAAUUUGGAUGACUUUUGUAUCUGGUCUGUCUUUAUAUUUUGCACUGCCACGACAUGCAUUCGGCGAAGUGCAGCGCGUUCUAUUUCCAAGAUACUUUACGAUUAAUGCGUGUUUAAGUCUUAUCACGCUCCUCAUAUUUGUCAAGCAUCAUCCGACGCAUACAUGGGACUCUGAAAUUGCUGUUCAGGUUGGCGCAAUGUCCGGAGCCUUUUUUCUAGAAUUACUGAUACGCCUCUAUCUAACACCUCCGCUUCUUCAGCUGAUUGUGCAGAAGAAUAACUUCGAACGUGCUGCAGGCGUUGGCAACGAGAUAGGCCGUCACAAUCCUGGACCGCUUAAAAAUUGUAUACAUUACAUGAAGAUUCACCGAGCGUUUCGUCGAGUACAUGUAUGCAUAGCUAUGGGAAACAUGCUCACUAUGGCAUGCACGGUACUUCAUCUCUAUUAUAUAGCGAGCAAAUUAUGCGCUUUGUAAGAAUAAUUUUAAUCAUAAAAUUUAUAUAUGCAUUUUUUUCGUGAGCUCAAGAAAGUUCUCGAAAAGAAUAUAGAAUCUAGAAAAUAAUUUUGAGAAAAGCGUUGGUAGUAAGUACGUUAGUAUAUGUCGUAUGAUAACGAAAGUUUAAAUGCACCGGAAUAUUCAAACCUAGUGCAAGAUGUGAUUUUUCCUGCCAUUAAAAUUAAUUGCAAAAGACUGUA